Racocetra persica is the source of this 411-nucleotide messenger RNA. Lineage: Eukaryota; Fungi; Glomeromycota; Glomeromycetes; Diversisporales; Gigasporaceae. The record is from the annotation of a GenBank genome assembly.
GGCUCUGACCUAGCUCAAGAAGCCCCAAAAGUAUGUUAUUACUGUAAACAAACAGGGCAUAUCAAGAAAGACUGUAAAGAUCUUAAGAGCCAAGAUGAAUCCAAAACACAAAUGCAAUUUAGUCCAGAAAACCCUUAUGUUUCAGAAAUAGUUCUAGAAAACACUGAUAAGAGCUCUACAGAAAUACAAGAAAUAUUCCAACCAGUAACAGAGACAACUAUGGCAGAGACAAUUCAGACAGGAGAAUUCAAUCCUACAGAAGCAAUGGCAGAAACAAAUGAGAUGGAAACAACUGAAAACGAACCAGAAGCCACAAAUAUAUCUACAAAUAAUGAUUUAGAAAAUAUAAAAACAAGACCAAGGAAGGAGGCUAUUUUCCAUUUACUAGAGUCAACAAAAUGGACAAGAUAA